This is a messenger RNA of Calliphora vicina (urban bluebottle blowfly), 1753 nucleotides long. RefSeq names its product juvenile hormone esterase-like. The transcript is spliced from 5 exons. The coding region runs from base 16 to 1698 and encodes 560 amino acids. Lineage: Eukaryota; Metazoa; Arthropoda; Insecta; Diptera; Calliphoridae. The record is from RefSeq and is a predicted model, not a curated record.
AUUAUUACACUAAAAAUGUUUUGUGGCAUAUUAAUUGCAUUAUUAGUGCUGACAACAUGCAAUGCCAAAGCAGAACCCACAAUUUCUGUAGAUACUUCCUUGGGUCAGUUGAAGGGUACACAAAUGGAGUCACGUUCAGGUGAUAAAUUUUGGGCGUUUCGUGGUGUGCGUUAUGCUCAACCACCUGUGGGUGAAUUGCGUUUUCAAAAUCCUCAACCGGUUAAAGCCUGGAAACCCGAGGUGUAUGAUGCUACUAAAGAUGGACCUAUAUGUCCACAAAUAACGGUUAAUUUAACAUAUCUAUCCGAGGAUUGUUUGCGUUUAAAUGUCUACACUAAAGACACGACAGCUCGAAAACCUGUUAUUGUGUAUUUGCAUCCAGGAGGAUUUUAUGCUGUUGCUGCCAUUAGCAGUUAUGCCGGGCCAGAAAAUUUUAUGGAUCGUGAUAUUGUGUUGGUGACGUUACAUUAUCGUUUGGGUUCUUUGGGAUUUUUAGCUACUGGUACUGCUGAGGCAGCCGGUAAUAUGGGCUUAAAAGAUCAAGUUGUGGCAUUACGUUGGAUACAACAACAUAUCGACAAAUUUGGUGGUGAUCCUAAUUCAGUAACUCUUUGGGGCUAUAGUGCUGGUAGUUUCAGUAUAGGUUUACAUAUGAUGUCGCCCAUGGCGAAAGGUUUAUUUCACCGAGGUAUUAUGAUGAGUGCCUCUCCACUGGGCCAAUUUAAAUAUAAGACAGAUCAAUUGGACUUGGCAGAAAAGCAGGCCAAACUUUUGAAUUGUCCUGUGAAACCAAUUAAGGAGAUGGUAAAGUGUUUGAAAACGAAACCCAUGAUGGACUUUGUUAACACUACAAGAGCCAUGUUUGAGUUUGGUUGGAAUCCUGUCUUAAAUUGGAAACCUGUUAUAGAAAGUGAUUGUGGUGGCAAUCAGGAACGUUAUCUAAUAGAGGAUCCAUAUACCACAAUGUCCAAUGGUAAUAUCUACAAAGUUCCUCUAAUAACGGGCAUUACAGAAUACGAAUUUUAUUACAUUGGAUACUACACUCUACGUAAUGAAACUCAACGCCAAUUUUUUAAUGAAAAUUUUGCAAAAUAUACGCCAAUAUAUUUUCUCUAUGAACGUGAAACGCCCAAGUCUCUACAAGCUAGUGCAGCUUUUCGUUCAUUUUAUUUUCAAAAUAAAUCAAUAGAAUAUCCACAAUCAUUAAUACCUUUUGGCGAAUUAUAUGGCGAUGGUUUAAUUGGUUUUGAAUAUUAUCGUUUCUUGCAAAUGGUUUCAAAGUACACUCCAGUCUACACAUAUCUUUUUACCUACAAAGGACGCUAUAGCCAUUUUGUAAAUCCCGAUACAAAUCAGACUUUGGGCGCUAUGCACCACGAUGAAUUGCUGUAUUUGUUAAAUGCUCCUCUAUUAACACCCCAGUUCAAGAAAACUGAUCCCGAAAAUGAUACAAUUGAACGAUUAACUAGAUUGUGGUUUGAGUUUGCCAAAAAGAGUGAUCCCAAUAAUGCUUCCGAUGAAUACUUAAGAUCUGUAAAAUGGCCUUUGUACUCCGAAGACAAGAAGCAAUAUCUGGAAAUUGGUCAAAAUUUAAAUGUUAAAUCGAAUGGUAUCUUUCAAGAACGUUUUCAAUUAUGGGAUCGUCUAUUCCCCAUACCUGAAAUGUUAAAUUCUGAUAAUGGACAAUGUCGAAUUUAAAGAAAAGAAAAUACAUACUAUGCAGAAAAUACAUAAAUGCAUACUUUAAAAAGAA